AUGUCCUCAGAUCUAUUGAAGAAGUAUCAGGCCCAUUCAUUGUCUCAAAUGGAACAAGACAAAGUUGUGUUCUUCACAUGUCUUAAUUUCUAUCUAUCUAUCUAUCUAUCUAUCUUGGUAAUCAUUUUGUUCAUAUCUAUCUAUCUAUCUAUCUAUCUUGGUAAUCAUUUUGUUCAUAUCUAUCUAUCUAUCUAUCUAUCUAUCAUUUUAUUUAUAUCUAUCUAUCUAUCUAUGUUAUUUUGUUCAUAUCUAUCUAUCUAUUUAUCUCUCUAUCUAUUUAUCUUUCUUUGUAAUUGUCUUUCUCAGUUCUUUUGUUAUGUAAUUUCUCUAUGGCCGUCAUUAUCAAUACCUCGCUUCUCUUUCUUUAUGGCCGUCAUUAUUAAUAGCUCUCUCUCUCUCUCUUUCUUUAUGGCCGUCAUCAUUAAUACCUAUCACCUUUUUCUCUAUGGCCGUCAUAAUUUAUACCUCUCUCUCUUUCUCUAUGGCCGUUAUUAUCAAUACCUCUCUCUCUCUCUCUCUCUGGCCAUCAUUAUCAAUACCUCUCUCUCUUUCUCUAUGGCCGUCAUUAUUAAUACCUCUCUCUCUUUCUCUAUGGCCGUCAUUAUUAAUACCUCUCUCUUUCUCUAUGACCGUCAUUAUUAA
Molecule: messenger RNA, 642 nt
Organism: Acanthosepion pharaonis
Lineage: Eukaryota; Metazoa; Mollusca; Cephalopoda; Sepiida; Sepiidae
Source: the annotation of a GenBank genome assembly